Messenger RNA from Triticum dicoccoides, 693 nucleotides. Its product is annotated as putative E3 ubiquitin-protein ligase SINA-like 6. Lineage: Eukaryota; Viridiplantae; Streptophyta; Magnoliopsida; Poales; Poaceae. Gene Ontology annotation, molecular function: zinc ion binding. The annotation marks the transcript as partial. The record is from RefSeq and is a predicted model, not a curated record. The transcript has a single exon.
UGCGACGACGGUCAUCUGAUGUGCUCGUCCUGCCGCGGCGCGCACGGCGAGGACUGCGGCCGCGUCGCCGCCCCCUGCCGCCUGGCAGACGCCUACGCCGGCGCCGUCAAGCUGCCGUGCGACUACGUCAAGUUCGGCUGCGAGGCGGGGCUCGUCGUCUACCACGACUCCGUGGACCACCGCCGCGCGUGCCAGCACGCGCCCUGCUGCUGCCCUGAGCGCGACGGGCCCUGGGGCGGCGGUGGCUGCGACUUCACCGGCUCCCGGGAAAUGCUCCUCGAGCACAUCUCCACGAACCACUCCCGCCAGGUCAUCCUCAUGCGCCACGGCCAGACGGGGAGGCUCAGCCUGCCACUGGCACGGCGCUGGCAGGUCCUCGUCGACCAGGACGACAUGGCCAACCGGCAUCGGAGCGUGUUCCUCGUGAUCUUGGCCGAGCGCGACAAGGACGCCGCGGUGUCGCUGGUGUGCGUCAGGGCGGACGGCGACGCACCGGGCGCGCCGCAGUUCUCGUACAAGCUCGCUGUGGAGCACAGCGGCAGUGGCGCGAGGGUGACGUUCGAGUUGCCGGUCAUGAAAAGCAGCUCCCUGCCUGCUGGCACGCCAUGGCCGGACGAGUUUACCUCCCUGUCGGUGCCGAAAGCGUAUCUGUCUGACGACAUUGUCCCCCUCAACAUCCACAUUGACAAACAC